UUUCUGCUUAAAUUGACUCUCACUUUCAGGUGUGCCUUUACACGCCCUGUUUGCAGCCUGCGCCUCUCAACACAGCCUUGCAAGUCCCGCAAAAUUGAAUUUAAUCAGCUCCUGACAAAAGAAUGCAAUUUCAACUGGCCUUUUUUUUGCACCUUGGGUUGUUCAGUUACAUGAAAGCCCACGAUGAAUGCAAAAGGGGCUCCUGUCACCCCACCACCGGUGAUCUCCUGGUGGGUCGCAGCGCACAGCUCACGGCUUCUUCUACCUGCGGGCUGGACGGAGCCCAGAAAUACUGCAUCCUCAGCUACCUCGAGGGGGAGCAAAAAUGCUUCAUCUGCGACUCGAGAUUUCCAUACGACCCCUACUCCGCAUCCCUCAGCCACAACAUUGAGAAUGUAAUUACAAGUUUUGAACCAGAGAGAGGAAGGAAAUGGUGGCAAUCUGAGAAUGGUCUUGAUCAUGUCAGCAUCAGAUUGGACCUAGAAGCAUUAUUUCAGUUCAGCCACCUCAUUCUGACCUUCAAGACUUUUCGGCCUGCUGCGAUGUUAGUCGAACGUUCCGCGGACUAUGGACACACCUGGAAAGUACUCAAAUAUUUUGCGAAAGACUGUGCCGCUUCCUUUCCAAAUAUCUCUUCGGGCCAGGCCCAGGCAGUGGGAGACCUUGUUUGUGACUCUAAAUAUUCGGAUAUCGAACCCUCCACUGGUGGCGAGGUCGUUUUAAAAGUUCUGGAUCCCAGCUUUGAAAUUGCAAACCCUUACAGCCCCUACAUCCAGGACCUCGUGACAUUAACAAAUCUGAGGAUAAACUUUACCAAACUCCAUACCCUGGGGGACACUUUGCUCCGAAGGAGGGAGAAUGAGUCCCUGGGGAACUACUACUACGCUCUGUAUAAGAUGGUGGUGCGGGGCAGCUGUUUUUGCAACGGCCACGCCAGCAAGUGUGGCCCAGCACAGAAGGUGCGGGGAGACGUGUUCAGCCCUCCCAGGAUGGUUCACGGUCGCUGCGUCUGUCAGCACAAUACAGACGGCCCAAACUGUGAGAGGUGCAGGGACUUCUUCCACGACGCCCCGUGGAGGCCGGGAGCAGGCCACCAGGACAGCACGUGCAGAGCUUGUCACUGCAAUAGCCACUCUGACCGCUGUCACUUCGACAUGACUGCGUAUGUGAGGAGCGGCGGCCGCAGCGGGGGCGUGUGCGAAGACUGCCGGCACGACACUGAGGGGCAGCACUGUGACCGCUGCAGACCCCUCUUCUACAGGGACCCACUCAAGGCCAUGUCUGAUCCGUACGCCUGCAUCCCCUGUGAAUGUGACCCAGACGGGACCUUAUCGGGUGGCAUGUGUGUGAGUCAGUCUGAUCCUGCUUUGGGGACUGUGGCCGGCCAGUGCUUGUGCAAAGAGAACGUGGAAGGAGCCAAGUGUGACCGGUGCAAGCCCAACCACCAUGGGCUGAAUGCGACCGACCCCAUGGGCUGUCAGCCCUGUGACUGUAACCCUUUCGGGAGUCUUCCCCUCUCAGCCUGUGAUGUGGACACGGGGCAGUGCUUGUGCCAGUCGUUUGCCACAGGACCACACUGUGAAGAAUGCACCGCUGGAUACUGGGGACUGGAAGAUGGCCUCCACGGCUGUUCUCCCUGCAACUGCGACAUUGGAGGUGCUUAUUCCAACGUGUGCUCCCCCAAGGAUGGACAGUGUGAAUGCCGCCCGCAUGUCACCGGCCGCCGCUGCACAGAACCAGUCCCCGGCUACUUCUUUGCUCCUUUGAAUUUCUAUCUCUAUGAGGCAGAGGAGGCCACCCCACUGGAAGGACUUGCGCCUCUGGUAUCGGCAACAGCGUUGCCUACAUGUGAUGUGUAUUUCCAGCAACAGGGGAGCGAUUUCACAGUUGACAAGGGCAGUAUAAUACUGAAGAGCAAUCAGAAGCAGAGUGUACGUGCUGACGAGCGGAGUGAGGGCUCAGUGACUUUUGGCCAGGUGCCUGCCUUUCACGUGGUUUUCCGAGAACCAGUUCCUGGAACCCCUGUUACGUGGACUGGACCUGGAUUUGCCAGAGUUCUCCCUGGGGCCGGCUUGAGAUUUGUCGUCAGCAACAUUUCCUUGCCCAUGGACUUCACCAUUGCCCUUUGCUACGAGCCUCAGCCUGCAGCCGACUGGACUGUCGAGGUCCUGGUUAAGCCCCUUGGAGGGAGCAAGCACUGUCCACGCGAGAGUCCAUGGCCACGGCCUUUGUCUUUCCCUUUACCGGCGGCUUCCAGAAUCGUGCUGCUGCCCACAGCCAUCUGUUUAGAACCAGAUGUACAAUAUUCCAUAGAUGUCCAUUUUUCCCGGCCUUUGGAAGGAGGGUCCCACGCUCAGUCCCACAUCCUGGUUGACUCACUUGGUCUGAUUCCCCAAAUCAAUUCACUGGAGAAUUUCUGCAGCAAGCGAGACUUAGAUGAAUAUCAGCUACACAGCUGUGUUGAAAUUGCCUCGAAGACGGGACCCCAGGUGCUCCCUGAUGUGUGUGAAAGGCUGAUAGUCAGCAUGUCCGCCAGGCUGCACAACGGGGCAGUAGCCUGUAAGUGUCACCCCCAGGGCUCAGUGGGGCCCAGCUGCAGCCGACUUGGGGGCCAGUGCCCAUGCAAGCCUCUUGUGGCUGGUCGCUGCUGUGACAGGUGCUCACCAGGAAGCUACGGCUUGGGACAUCAUGGCUGUCACCCAUGUCACUGUCAUCCGCAAGGCUCAAAGAGCCCUAUAUGUGACCAAAUAACGGGACAGUGCUCCUGCCAGGGGGAGGUGGCCGGCCGCCGUUGUGACCGAUGCCUGGAAGGCUACUUUGGGUUCCCCAGCUGCCGCCCUUGCCUUUGUAAUGGAUUCGCGGAACUUUGUGAUCCCGAAACAGGCUCGUGCUUCAAUUGUGGGGGGUUUACAACUGGAAGAAACUGUGAAAGAUGCAUUGAUGGUUACUAUGGGAAUCCUCCUUCGGGACAGUCCUGUCAUCCUUGCCGAUGUCCAGACGUUCCCUCUAGUAGCCAGUAUUUUGCCCAUUCCUGUUAUCAGCAUCCUUGGAACUCAGAUGUGAUCUGCAAUUGUCUUCAGGGUUAUGCAGGUAAACAGUGUGGAGAAUGCUCUGCAGGUUUCUACGGAAAUCCCAGAAUUUCGGGAGCGCCUUGCCAGCCGUGUGCCUGCAACAACAACACCGACGUGACGGACCCUGAGUCCUGCAGCCGGCUGACAGGGGAAUGCCUGAAGUGUUUGCACAACACACAGGGGCCCCACUGCCAGUUCUGCAAACCAGGUCACUUUGGAUCGGCCGUCAAUCAGACCUGCCAGAGGUGCUCCUGCCAUCCUUCUGGGGUGAAUCCCGCUGAGUGUCCCCCUGGUCGGGGAGCUUGCCUCUGUGAUCCUGACACCGGCACAUGCCCUUGUCUGCCCAACGUCACGGGCCAGGCCUGUGACCAUUGUGCCGAUGGAUACUGGAAUCUCGUCCCCGGCAGAGGAUGCCAGCCAUGCGACUGUGACCCCCGGACCUCUCACGGAGGCCACUGUGACCAGCUUACAGGCCAGUGUCCGUGUAAAUUAGGCUAUGACGGGAAACUCUGCAGCGAGUGCAAGGAAGAUUAUUACCGUGAUCCACUGGGGCAAUGCAUUCCAUGUGACUGCAACAGGGAAGGUACCCAGAAGCCCACCUGUGACCGGAACACGGGCACGUGCCGCUGCCAGGAUGGGGUUAGCGGCCCGCGAUGCGAUCGCUGCGCCCGGGGUCACGGCCGGGAAUUCCCUUCCUGUCUGCGGUGUCACGGCUGCUUUGAUCCCUGGGACCACACGGUUUCUGCCCUCUCCGAAGCGGUGCGAGGGUUAAUGAGGCUGGCCGCUAGCAUGCGAGAUAAAAGAGAGCCUGUGCGGGUCUGCGAGGCCGACUUCAAAGGCCUCAGAGAGAACAUGUCUGAAAUAGAAAGGAUUCUGAAACAUUCUGUUUUCUCAUCGGGGGAAUUCUCAACCGUCAAGGAUUAUCAGGACUCUGUUCGGGAGCAAAUCAUGCAGCUAAGUGUGCAAAUGAAAGCUGUGCGUGAGUUUCCAGAUCUGAAAGAAAGGAUAGGGAGAAGGAGGAAUGAAGCAGACCUCUUACUUGAAGAACUUCGGCGAGAAAUCGGUUUGCGCUCCCAUGCCCGCAGCGCAAGCAUCACAGAUUCCUCAGAGGACAUCAAGAAGCAUUAUCAGAUGUCAUCAUCUGCUGAAAAGAAAAGUAAUGAAACCAUUUCUAUCAUAAAAAACUCUGAAAAAACCAGAAACGACUUACUUACCAUCUUUGAUACGCUAACCUCAAAACAGAACUCGUCAUUGGAAAAACUAAAGCAGAUUACGGUACCAGAUAUCCAAAGACUGAAAGAAAAGGUGUGUGGAGACCCAGGGGACAUGCCAUGCGUGCUCUCAUCCUGUGAUGGCCCCAGCUGUCGUGGCUCCCUGCCCCUCUCGAGCGAUGCCCUCCAGCAAGCUCAGGAGGCAGAGUCUGCAAUUCGUAAUUUGAGCGACCAGGUUCAGGGUUGGAAGAACCAGCUCAAAAAUGUAAGUAAACUGGCAGAAAUCUCCAAAAACAGUGCCUUACAGCUAAAUGAGAAACUGAGAAGUAUGAAAAAUCAAAGUGAAUCUGAAGAAGAGAAAAUGAAUCUCUUAAUCAAAAAACUGAAAACAUUUUUGUCAGAGGAAAACGUGCCUCCAGAGGAUAUAGAGAAGGUUGCAAAUCCCGUACUUGAUGUCCAUCUACCCAUGACAUCGCAGAAUCUAACCCAUGAACUUGACAAAGUGCGGAAUCUGGUGCAGCUCUGUGAGGACUACGGGGCAGAUGAAGACAGGCUACAUAAAGCAGCCAAGGAAGCCCAGAAGGUUUUGGUGAAGGCAGAAGAUGCUGAAAAAACAGCAAAUGUUCUAUUAAAUCUUGACAAAACGCUGAAUGAGUUGCAACAAGUUCAAGUCACCCAAGGAUGGGUAAACUCUACCAUUACACAGCUGACGGCAGCGAUCAAGAAAAUUAAAGAGAACGCACUACAGGCUGAAAAGAAAGCCAAGCACACCAAGAAUGAGCUCGACUUAGCAAAGCAGUCGUCAGUGCUGGAGGACAGGCUCUCCGGGCUGCAGACCAAGCUGCAAAGGAACAGAGAGCAAGCCGCCCGUGUGACUGCUCAGGCCGCAUCGGCCCAACGCCAGGCUGGGGACCUCAAGCAGGAGUUUGCAGAGCUGAGAAACCAAUAUGCUGCUCUUCAACAUAAGAAUGGUGCUGUAAGACUGACAAAGGUAACUUUGGAAAAAGUGGAACAGCUAAAAGGUGCAGUGGAAAAACUGGCCACAGAUACAGAGGACAAGAUAAGAAGAAUAGCAGAUUUAGAAAAGAAGAUCCAAGAUCUGCAUCUGAGUAGACAAGAAAAAGCGGAGCAACUGAAACAGCUGGAAGAUCAAGUUGUUGCCAUUAAAAACGAGAUUGUCGAGCAAGGAAAUAAAUAUGCUACUUGCUAUAGUUAGGCAGAGGCGAA
Messenger RNA from Lontra canadensis (Northern American river otter), 5509 nucleotides. It is a transcript of the gene LAMB4, whose product is annotated as laminin subunit beta 4. The record is from RefSeq and is a predicted model, not a curated record. Lineage: Eukaryota; Metazoa; Chordata; Mammalia; Carnivora; Mustelidae. Gene Ontology annotation, cellular component: laminin trimer. Gene Ontology annotation, biological process: substrate adhesion-dependent cell spreading; basement membrane assembly; cell migration. The transcript is spliced from 35 exons. Bases 123 to 5498 code for a protein of 1791 amino acids.